Messenger RNA from Drosophila biarmipes, 1974 nucleotides. RefSeq lists its product as uncharacterized. The record is from RefSeq and is a predicted model, not a curated record. The transcript is spliced from 3 exons. Bases 254 to 655 code for a protein of 133 amino acids. NCBI's taxonomy places the organism in Eukaryota, Metazoa, Arthropoda, Insecta, Diptera, Drosophilidae.
AUCUCCAAAUCUCGGCCAGUGCCGCAAUUUUGGCUAUAAAUACAAAUGUCGGCACGCAGCUUGGCUUAAACUUACAUUGUUAUCCUAGUUCACAACAUCGCUCGGGGUCUCUCCUUCACUCGCUACGUGACGUUGUUAAGACGGAGCCGCAUCCUCCCACUCAGCCCAGGACAACUCCGAAACUCCAUCGAAGUACGCAAACUACCGGUGCCACUCGAGUCCAGACGCCAAAGCGCCCCUUACCAGCACAACAAUGGGAGUCACAAGGAGACAGGGGAGGGGAUGUGGAAGUGGACACAGGUGGCUCUUGGUUUGGAUGACGGUGCUGCUCCUGGCCGUCCCGCCGCACUUAGUCGACGGCCGGUACCUGCCGACAAGGUCGCAUGGCGACGAUUUGGACAAGUUGCGUGAACUCAUGCUGCAGAUUUUGGAGUUGAGCAAUGAGGACCCACAACAGCCGCAGCAGCAGCAGCAGCAACACCCACAGCUGCGUCUGCACAAUGAGGCCACCAGCGGCAGCAGCAACAUUAACAAUCCACGCGUGUCCAACGGCAACUCCAAUGCCGCCUGGCUGCAGAAGUUAAGUGCCAUGGGUGCCCUGGACGAGUUGGGCGGAGACGGGCCCCGGUUCGGACCCAACUACGGACGGUACUAGGCCACCUGAUCCGAAAACACCUGACGACAACAGCCACUACGACAAGGAAAACGGAAACUGGGAGUUGGGAGUUGGGAGUUGGGGAAAAUCAUGUUGCGAAUGAAAACACUUUGGGACCGAAAAAAGGGACAGUAGUGUCGGAAAUGUUCACAGGAUUAAAAUCCAAUUUGAACGGACGCAAAGUGCGUGAAAAUGGAGAAAGAAAUGGCGCAAAGGAUUCUAGUGAAAAUCGCUUUGAAGUACUUUGAAUGAGCGUGUGCUAUUUCGGAAUGUUAUGAAGGACACUAAGCAAAAUCACUUUCAAAGGCCAGAGACCUUUUACAAAAUUGUAGUUAAAUGAGCUUGUUGAUUCUAAACAGAAUCACCAUUUUGGUUUUUUGCUUACCUCUCCAUUAUAAUUAAUUAAAUAUCUAAAUAACAGCAGAUUACUCUCAAACCAUUCAUUUCACAUGCAUUCCGGAUGCUAUCCUUAAAAUGUAUCAGUAUUAAGUUAACAUUUAAUUAUGACAUUUUAGUCAAGCUAUUGUCUAAACCAUAAUCCAAAUGUAAGCUUUCAUUUAUUUCUUAAGAAUUUAUAUACCAGCCAGUUUCAGAUGCACGCAUAAUUCCAAGUGCCACCAUGGUUUUCCUCCGACCCCAAAUCGAACUGCUCUUCAUGAUUUUCGAAGCCACCAUAAAAACUGAAAGCCAUUUCAGAAAAAAGAGGAAACUGGAAUACUUGAAAGGACAAACACAGUUCCUAUGCUAGAACAAUAAUUUUGUAACUGCUCUGGGUAAACCCGAAGCGAAAAUGUACCUAUAUGUAUGUACCUAUGUGUUGUAGAGCAACCCCGUCCCUCUGAAACAAAAACUCUGAAAAGUACCCCUUUAAUGGUCUAGACUAAGUGCGGAUUUUCAACUUCUUUUUGCGCGGCCAAACGAGAGAUAAUAAUUAAAAGUACCAUAAAAUUGUAAAUAUUUUACCCCUCAAAACCUUCCGCUCCCGCCCCACGAACACUAACAACUGAGUUUUAAUGGGCCCCAAGGCUGUCCGGGCAUAUGAAGAUAUAUAGUAAAUGUAUUGUGUAUUUAUGAAAUUUACUACUCCCUACUAACCUCCACAAGCUACGAUGGCCUCCGCUGGAAGAUGGGCCCAAGCUUAAUGCGUUUUCGGUUCGGACCUUACGGCCACUAACAUGUCGAGGGAGACAUAUACUUAUACAAACUACUAAAUUCGUACCUAUAUAUAAAUGUACAUUUAAUUGUUGUUAACUUACGUUAUCGUUAUUACUUAUGAUUCGCCGCAGAAGCAACAAUAAAAGAAAUCAUUUUCAGUGCAA